AUGGAUACUACAAAAAGCUUAAAUGAUGUGGUACAAUUACUUUUAUGCCAACAGAUUGCUGCUGAGGGUGUCAAAGAAGAAGAUUUGGAACGUUUAUUUAAAAGGUAUGCUACUUAUUUUAUUUUUUGCUUGUUUUAGGUAUCAAGAGUUGAUUCAAGAUGGAGAAGAGAUUGGAUUUAUGUUAAAAAUGACUUGUUUUGUGUACCAAAUAACCGUUUAAUAUUAUUUUGCAUUUUAAAUAUAGAAAUAUAAAUUUUUACAAUGAUUUCUUUGCAGUUUUUCUUCAUUACCUAAACAUACGCCAAGAUAUGAACCAUUACAAGUGAUAACAGAAAAAGAGAAGAUAAUAUCACAUAAGAAUGAAGUGCCAAGUUCUCCAGAACGUGUGGCACCUUUGAAACCAUUGAUUCCAAGCAAUAAUGGCAUUAACAAUGGUGCUUCAACUAGUAAAUUGGAUAUUAUCAGUGCUACCUCUGCUGCGUAUGUUUAUAUCAAUGUUUUUUGUAUUUAUUGUAGACUUGGGUAUUUAUAUUUUUUGAAUUAGAAAAGGUACUUUGUUAUAGUUUUUAGUAGUUAGGAUGUUGUAAAGUGUUUUAAAAAUAAUGGUUUUGUUUUAAAUAUUGCUUUAGGUAUUAAUUAUGUAUGUUGAUGUCUAAAAACAACGAAGCUUAGAGUAAACUUAAUUUCAAGCAUAAAUAUGUGUUUAAACGUAUAUAACAAAGUCUGUAGAUUAUAAUUUAAUUAUUUUACAGUGUUCAAGAGCUUGAAAAACAGACAUGGGUACCUAAAGAAGUUGGAACUUACAGUCCCAUUCAGGUCUUUAUAGAUCCUGUAAGUUUUUCAUAAUAUUGCUGGAAUGCUAAAAUAUUGUUAACAUAUUUUAAUAUACUUUAAAAGUAUGUGAUAAUACGUUAUUCUACGUAAAAGUUUCUUUAGGCAUGAAGCCAACGUGCUCUUUACUUAAUUAUACGUUAGGUUUAGAGGAUGGCGUAGGAAGUCAUACCUAUAAUUAUACUUACUGUCUUAAAGUAAUUGAGCUUCUUUUACGUUUCAAUUUGAUAAAAUGAAGUUUAAAUUAAUAUUUAGCCUCAGAGUUUUUGUUGUAACUCACAUAGACAUAAUGAUCUUAUUCAGAUCUUACUUACUAAACCAGCUUUUUUUACAAUAUAAUUUUAAAAUUUUAGUUUUUCCUAUUUUUUUAUUUUCUUUAAUAAAAUUUUAAUAUUUUAGCCAUCUUUGUCAUCCGCGGCGAUGUCAGCUCAACCGUCAUCGAGUCAGACAGAGCCAAAUGAUCUGUCCUUCAUUGAUCUUCCAGAAAUGAAUGAACAAGCAGUUGUAAGCAGGAUUUGUAAACUCAGAUCUCAGGGAAAAUGGAGUUUGACCAGGUUACCUUUAUGUUUGGAGGCUCCGCGACAGAAAGUGCAUCACGACUACUUUUUGGAGGAGAUUCAGAUGAUGGCAGUGGAUUUUAGGCAAGAAAGGGAUCUCAAGAAGAAGUUGGCUAAAAUGGUAAGCAUUUUUAUUAUUUGUUUUUGGUUUUAGGUACGAAAAUUAAGAGUUUUUAUUCAAAGUGGAUUUUUUUCGUUAAAAUUUAUUAAAUUAACAAAAAUAUUUUCUAAAAUGGCAUUUUUGUAUUUAUUUUAUAAUUUUUACGCAGUUUUUUUUUAAUUAUUUUUUCUAGCUUUAAAAAACUAUAAUAAGAUGAACUCAUACCUAAAUUUUAUAUUUUUAGUUAGCAGAAGAAGCCGCAGAUGUUGUGAAAGCCAAGCAGAAGGAGAAUAUGCAAAACGAACCUCCAGUCGAAUCAAAGAAGAAACGCUUAAAGUAUUUUGAUCUGGAAAACAAAGUCAUCUCAACUUUGUUGGAGAACAACUGGAAUGAACAAGUUUCCAGCUUUGAGCACGCUGAAGAACAACAGUUUGUGGACUCUCUGAACAAUCCUUGGUAUCAUGGCCAAAUCAUUGAGCCGGAUCCAUUUGCUUAUACUGAUGAUUUGUCGCCGAUGGAAUUCAUGGAUGAUACUCAGCCUUUGCACGACAACAGCGAAGCUCCAGAUGCGGCUUACUUUGCCGAUUCUAUGGGAUAUUCACCUAAGAGUUCGGAAGAUAUCAGUGGAGACGAUUCAAGGACAGUAACCUCUACAGUCGAGCAGAUUGAACCGACUUUGGAUGGGUUCAUGGUGGAGCGAACUCCACCACCUCAACAAAGGCUUGAGGUUGUGGAGCCACCGCUGAAGAAGGGCACAGGACAGAAGAAGAAGCAUGAAGAUCCAUCUAAGAGAUUGUAUGGAAAUCAGUAAGUUAUUCAUGGUUUUGUUGGCGCUUUUGAGGUUUUUAUGGCUUUUGCAAUAUGAUGAGGCUAAUAUUUUAAAAAAAAUUGUGUUAAGUUUGAUAUUUUAGGUAAUAUUACAACUUUUCUUAAGUAAAAGCCGUUUUGUAUACAUUUCCUAGCGUUAUAGUCUUUUUUUAGAGUUUUGGUCCUAGCAGACCCCAACCCAUUAGUCAAACCUGAUGGCAAACCCGGCUACACUCCAACACCUUAUCCAGCGGAAUGGGUAGAAGCGGACGUUCCACCAUGGACAAUAAUCGAAGAUGUUUGUCUGUUAAGGACUAUGGUAUCACAACUAAAAGCCCUCCCGUUACCUGCUUAUGUGGCUAGGUCUUUUUGUGUGAAUUGGGAGUUGAUAACGAGGGCGGUUCGAAAGGUGUCAUUCUUUCAUCGUACCCAAUUCAGAUGCUGCUUAAGAUUCAGGGAACUGAUUGGAGCACAAAAGAAAUUGGCACCGACUGAUAAUGCUGAUCUACCGAGUGUCACCUUUGAUGGAUUGGAGCUGCCAGAAGUGUUUGAUGAAAGGGUUAAGGGCAGCACUAUGCCUAUUACAAGGUGA
Bursaphelenchus okinawaensis is the source of this 2887-nucleotide messenger RNA. The record is from the annotation of a GenBank genome assembly. Lineage: Eukaryota; Metazoa; Nematoda; Chromadorea; Rhabditida; Aphelenchoididae.